Molecule: messenger RNA, 1326 nt
Organism: Dichotomopilus funicola
Lineage: Eukaryota; Fungi; Ascomycota; Sordariomycetes; Sordariales; Chaetomiaceae
Exons: 2
Coding region: 1-1326 (441 amino acids)
Source: RefSeq, a predicted model, not a curated record
AUGACAUCCGCUUUCCCCUUGCCCGACCUACCAGUCAUCAUCCAGCAGCUGGCCGGCAUUCUCCCACUCACCGCGCUAGUUGAGUUCAUCGAUCUCCCCACGAAGCUGCACGGCUUUCACCUGACCGGCCGGGUUCCUCUCUGGAACUGGCCCAUCACUCCUGCAGGCGCCCGCCUGCUUACCCGGACCCAUGAGAAUGUAGACGCCUGUUGUCUUGACAGUUUCGAUCGCAGCACAACGCUCCACUGCAUCGAUGGCCGGUUUGGCGACCUGUACCCCAGCAGCACGCCGACCACGACCCGGCUCUGGCUUGGAGCGCUGAAGACAUACCUCAAGAUCCCGAAUCUCAGCCCCCGUAUGCAGCAGGACAACAUCCGGCGGCAACGUCUCGAGGUUGUCCUCUUCCAAAACAGUAACAACACCGCCGCUACCACGCAGCCAGCAGACGCCGUCAAUGGCAGCUUGGCAUCAUCCUGGCCUGCUGUCUUGCGGCGUGCCACAAACUGGCGGCCCCUCCCCUACACGAUACUUUCCUUGACGGGCUGGGUGCUGUGGGCCUCAGCCGUGGGCAUCGCCCUGGCCACCCAGCUGUACUUAGCCGCCGCUUACCUCCUCCUUUUGCCCCUGAGCGGCCUGACCGUCAAGUACGCGCACGGCGGCGAACCGCGGGGGCUACUCGACAAUCGCCCCAGCCCCAACAGCCGUGUCGUGAUCGCCACCAACAGCCUGAACGCCUCCGACUGGUGGCUCUUCUACGGCGCCAGCCCGACCGUCAACUCAAUCCUCAACAAACCGCUGAACCGUGCCGGGGCGCCCCCGAGUCGCUACGCCGUCUUCGUCCUGCAGGGCCUGAUCUUGGGCCAGUGGGCGCUGGCCGUGGCCACGUGCGCGUUUCAGAACUGGAACGCCAUCUUCGUGUCGAUCUGGCUGGCAUUCUGCUCCCUCUCGAGCGCCUAUCUCUAUCCUGCCCAGCAAGGGGUGCGCGACUGGUUGGAGCUGGACUGCGGGGUCAAGGCUAGAAAAGUCACGGCUGAGUUCAGCUCCCGGAGAUCGAUGCUUGUCGCGAUGGUGUAUCUCAACCCAGACUCGAAGACCAACGGUCUGAGCUGGAUAAACCCAAUCCUGGCCCCAUGCGACGAGCGCACUCGGUGGGAGCGGGCAUUGCUUCAAUACAUUGAUGACGGCUCAUUUGCGAUCGAAGAGAAACGCGAGUACUGGCACGACUUUAUCGAGGAAGGCGUGGAAAUGGGCCGCAAGAUUGAGAGCGUGAUCAAGGAGUUGCAAACCAUUCACGGUCAAGUCGACAUCAAGACACACCACGUGUGA